UUCGUCCCCCUCAACCCACGACCCAUGCUCCAAGGCCUCGUCAACAAGGAAGUCGUCGUAAAGAUCAAGUGGGGACAAGAAUACACCGGUCGCUUGGUUUCGGUGGACUCGUACAUGAAUAUCCAACUCAGCGGUGCGCAAGAGUGGAAAGAUGGUGUGGAUAAUGGGGUUUUGGGACAGGUUUUGAUUCGGUGCAACAAUGUCCUCUGGAUCUCGGCGCGGAAGUCGAAGCAGGAGAAUGGGGAUACGGCUAUGGAUGGUUGA
Pseudocercospora fijiensis CIRAD86 is the source of this 264-nucleotide messenger RNA. RefSeq lists its product as uncharacterized. Gene Ontology annotation, molecular function: RNA binding. The annotation marks the transcript as partial. The transcript is spliced from 2 exons. Gene Ontology annotation, cellular component: U1 snRNP; catalytic step 2 spliceosome. Gene Ontology annotation, biological process: spliceosomal snRNP assembly; mRNA splicing, via spliceosome. The record is from RefSeq and is a predicted model, not a curated record. Lineage: Eukaryota; Fungi; Ascomycota; Dothideomycetes; Mycosphaerellales; Mycosphaerellaceae.